CACAAACAAUCAGAGCCUGAACACAACGGUCUGUAUUUAAUCAUGGCCGAAGCCACUUCUGGUGCAGGCGUAUCUGAAAGUCGGGCAAGAUGGAAGUACUUGGACAACAUACUCCACCGGCCCGGUCCCUUCACAGACGAGGAGUGGACUCCUGGAGAGCCGCAGAUAGAAACUUUGUCUAGAGCCAAGAUUCUGGUCAUCGGUGCGGGAGGUCUGGGAUGCGAAAUACUCAAGAACCUUGCUCUUUCCGGCUUCAAGGACAUCCAUGUUAUCGAUAUGGACACCAUCGACGUCUCCAACUUGAACAGGCAGUUCCUCUUCAGGCACGCAGAUGUGGGCAAGUACAAGGCCGAAGUUGCAGCCAGGUUCGUCGAGAAACGAGUGAAAGGCGUGAAGAUCACCCCCUACUGUGGCAAAAUACAGGAUAAGGAUGAGGAGUACUACAUGCAAUUCGCCCUGAUUGUGUGCGGUCUGGAUAGCAUUGAGGCUCGGCGCUGGAUCAACGCUACCGUAGUUGGAAUGGUCGAUAUGCAGAAUCCAGAUUCGAUGAAGCCUUUAGUCGACGGUGGAACAGAAGGCUUGAAAGGCCAGGCGAGGGUCAUCUUUCCGACAAUGACCAGUUGCAUCGAGUGUCAGCUAGACAUGCAUGCACCACGUGCAGCUGUACCUCUGUGUACAUUGGCAACAAUUCCUCGACAACCGCAGCACUGCAUCGAGUGGGCGCACAUCAUAGCAUGGGAAGAAGAGCGCAAGGAUAUUACACUGGAUAGUGACGACCCAGAGCACAUCACCUGGCUCUAUCAGAAGGCUCUGAAGCGUGCACAGGAAUUCAACAUCCCAGGAGUUACAUAUUCCAUGACACAAGGCGUCGUCAAGAACAUCAUCCCAGCCAUUGCUUCAACCAAUGCCAUCAUUGCGGCAAGUUGCUGCAACGAAGUGUUCAAGAUCCUCACCAAUACCAACCCGUUCCUAGGAUACCCUGGUACCGAUAACUACAUGAUGUAUACAGGCGACGAGAGCAUCUACACUUACACAUUCGAGCACAUGCGGAAGCCCGAUUGUCCGGUCUGCAGCGAAGAGAACCUGGCAAGGCCGUUGCAGGUUGAUGCAAACUCCACUUUGCAAGAAUUCCUGGAUGGUCUCGCUGAGAGGCCGGAGUCACAGCUGAAGAAACCAAGCAUACGUAGUGAGGAGAAAUCGCUAUAUUAUCAAUUCCCUCCGGAUCUGGAGCAACAGACACGGCCGAAUCUGAUGAAGAAGCUGUCGGAGCUUUUGUCGGAUGGGGAGGAAGUUGCUAUUACUGAUCCAGCGUUCCCGCUCCAAUUCAAGUAUAAGCUGGUAUUUAAGAAAGGAUGAAUCGAUGUUGCGACAUGGAUGGGUAGAUAGAUGAAGGCUGGCAUGCAGACUUGGGGAGUCUCAACGAUACGGAAUGAAGUUGAGAGAUGAGGCAAAGUAGGCCAUAGCAGCUGCCUACCUACGCAGCUAUCUGACAGGAGAAUAUAAUCUUCGUCCACAGUUGU
This is a messenger RNA of Westerdykella ornata, 1520 nucleotides long. RefSeq names its product NEDD8-activating enzyme E1 catalytic subunit. Gene Ontology annotation, molecular function: NEDD8 activating enzyme activity. NCBI's taxonomy places the organism in Eukaryota, Fungi, Ascomycota, Dothideomycetes, Pleosporales, Sporormiaceae. Bases 43 to 1356 code for a protein of 437 amino acids. Gene Ontology annotation, cellular component: cytoplasm; nucleus. The transcript is spliced from 5 exons. Gene Ontology annotation, biological process: protein neddylation. The record is from RefSeq and is a predicted model, not a curated record.